AUGAAUAAGUAUGAUGGAAAGUGGGCUUCUUUAAACAACGGCUUUGAUCUCACUGCGUAUGAAGUACUCCAAAGAGCAUCAAAUGUUGUAAAUGAUGAACCUGCAAACUCUUCCCUUUCCAAAGUGGACUCUACUCUCUUUAAUGUAGAGGAAACUGAGGAAGAUGGCGUCAAGGUUCUUAAACUGACUGUAAAGAAUGGUUCUACUGUCAAGGAGCUAAAGUAUGAUGGUAAGGAGAUAUGGUCCAGUGGUAUAUUUGGUUCUCCUUGCUCCUCGGCUGUCAUAUAUAUGAAUGGAGACAGGCCCACUCUUGCAGUACUUGUUACCAGGGAUAAUAAGAAUAAUAAACAGGGGACAGUCUAUAGAUACCAUAAUGGUAAAAAAUGGAAGAAGGGUAGAGAAGGUACCCACAAGAGUAAGCUUGAGAAUCUUAGAGCAGUUCCACCUCAACCAACUGGACCUAAGGAAGAGGAUGCUAAGACUCCCACCACUAAUAAACCUGAUACUGAGGACUCCCCAGUUGUCCAACAGAAUCUUUAUACACCUACUCAAUCACCUCCUAGUGGACAAACCGCUAACUCUGAUCAAAAGACUACUGAAUCUGCCAAAAGGGGACAAGGAGUUAAGGUUAAACCCGUAGAGUCUCCCGUUCCUACACCUAAGGAGGAAGUCUCUCCACAAGAUAAUGGAACCAGUAAACCUGUUACUGAUGAAUCUCAAGUUACUACUACUCCCAUUACUUUAGACCUUACCAAACCUGAUGAGACAAAGUUAGAUGUGCAUACAGAAACAAAAUCAGAGGUAACUGUUAAGGCAUAUACUCCUCAGGAAGCUUCUUCCUCAUCUGUUAAAUUCUCUAGAGAGAAUCCCACUACUCCACUUCAACCUACUGUAGUUCCUGCUGGCCAGUCUACUGCUGAGGAAUCUCCAAAGCCAACAGCACCCGUUACUCUGGAUCUUGCUAACCCCGACAAAUCAAAGGUAGAGAUUAGGGAAGAUUUAACUGGUGGAGUGAGUUACAGGGGAUUCGUGCCAAAGAAUAUUUUCCAUAUAUCCUCAGUGACUUAUGGUGAUAAAGAGUUAUGGACUGCUUCUGAGGGGGAAGAGUUUACUUUCGCUGGUUCUUCCACAAAGGAAAACUAUACUCUCAUAUCCAUAGUUAUUAAUGGUAGUGACUAUGGACUAGAUUUAAAGUAUUUUGAGCUGGUUGAUGGUGAGUGGAAGAACAUUAAUGAGGGCGAUUUCUUCAACAAGCUCGAGGAAUUGAGUAAACAGGAAUUAUCUCCUACCGAAGAGCCUACUUCUCCAUCUCAAUAA
Messenger RNA from Theileria equi strain WA, 1317 nucleotides. RefSeq lists its product as hypothetical. Lineage: Eukaryota; Apicomplexa; Aconoidasida; Piroplasmida; Theileriidae. The record is from RefSeq and is a predicted model, not a curated record. Bases 1 to 1317 code for a protein of 438 amino acids. The transcript has a single exon.